Molecule: messenger RNA, 2273 nt
Organism: Benincasa hispida (wax gourd)
Lineage: Eukaryota; Viridiplantae; Streptophyta; Magnoliopsida; Cucurbitales; Cucurbitaceae
Product: RNA-binding (RRM/RBD/RNP motifs) family protein
Biological process (GO): mRNA splicing, via spliceosome
Cellular component (GO): U12-type spliceosomal complex
Molecular function (GO): U12 snRNA binding; pre-mRNA intronic binding
Source: RefSeq, a predicted model, not a curated record
UUUUUAUUCCCCCCUUUCUCUUUGCCGUUCACGUGCCCUAGCAGCCGCCGCCCUCCCUUCAGCUCGCCGCUUCUAGCCACGAGCGGUCGCCCGCCGUCAGUCCGAGCCGUCUCCGCCAGCCGUCGAAGACCGUCGGUUCAAGCUGCGUUCACCAGCCGUCGAAGGCCGUAGACCGAACGAGCCAUCAAGCCCAGUCGCGCGAUCCUGCAUCAACCACAACGUCCGCCACCGUCUCCAGUGCUUCACCGUCGCCGCCGACCCAGCCCACUCCCGCCGCGCCGCUGCAGAAGCUCAGCCCCGUACUCUGGAUCCUCGCGUCCGCCGCCCCUCCGCCACUGCAGUCGCGCCACUUCUGCCGUCGCCGCCCCUCGUUCAGUUUGACAUUCGGCCACCACUGCUUUGGUCUUCGUCGGAAUCUUGGAUUAAGGUGCAAAAUUUCAGGUUGUUGAAGUUGUCGUCCAGCCGAUUAAAGGUGUAGUCGACGAAUUUUGGUGAAGGGCUGUAGCUUCUUGGUGAGCUUUUAGCAGAGGAAAGGGCUACUACACCAAUUUAAUAUUAUACAUUUAAACAGAUUGUAUCUGUGUCAAGGAAGGAUUUUGUUGUAUCCUCAUCUUUUCAGAUGGAGGAUGCUGCCAUAAAAGAUGCCAUAUCUAAGGACCAUAGGAGUAAAGAUCACACUGAGAGUAUGAGAGCAAGGCCUCUGCAUUUUGGUGAGCCAAUUGCUGCAAGGCUUGGUGUGGAUUAUCCAUUCCCUCCUCAUCUUGGGUAUGCUUAUCCUCCUCCAGAUGGUAAUAUCCUGACCAACAUUGUUAAUGCCCUCAUAGCUGUCCCUCGCUUUUAUACUCAGGUGCUGCAUUUAAUGAACAAGAUGAACAUUCCAGCUCCAUUCCGAUUGCCUCUACCCACUCCACCUCUCCCACCUUCCAUUCCUGCACAACCAUCGCUGCCACCUCUUCCUCCUCCUGCCACUCCAAGGCCUCAAGUAACAAAUAUGUCCAGCGAUGAGUCAGAAAUGGAGUCCUCAGAAGAGGAUGUGGAUGGAAAAUAUAAUUCAAGUGGAGUUUCAAAAACUGCAAAAUCAGGAGACAAGCGUUCUAGAUGUGAAACAAUUGUAGGCCCUGGGAUAGACAAAAAUGUGGCUCAUGAGGCUGUUGGGGUGAAGCCUUCCACAUUGGUUCCAAAAGAGAUUCCUAUGAUCAAAAAGAAAAACCCAGUCAUUCAGAUUAGGAUUGCCCCUAAAGUGAUUCACGAUGGAAAAGUUGAUAACAUUAACAAUGAUUGUGAAGAGACAGAAAAGGAAGCAAAUGAUCUAAAGCCCUAUGCAACGCUUGAAGAUUUAGAGAGAGGCAAAUUGCCUCCAGAAGAAAUUCUUUCACUUCCAAUGUUCAAGAACUAUACUGCUGGGAAUCCUACUUCGGUGCUGUAUAUCAAGAACUUAGCCAAAGAUGUAUUGAAUGAUGACCUCUACUAUAUUUUUGGAUCAUUAUUUGAAGGUAUUGAUGAAGCCAAAUCUGCUCUAACUGUGAAGCUAAUGCAGGAGGGAAGAAUGAGGGGCCAAGCAUUUGUAACAUUUCCCUCGGUUGAGCUUGCACAACAUGCCUUGAAUUUAGUAAAUGGCUAUGUGUUCAAAGGCAAGCCAAUGAUUAUCCAGUUUGGGCGCAAUCCAGGAGCUGCCAAGGGGAAUUAAACGUUGGCUACUAGUACACUAUUGGACCCCCAAAAGAUAAGCUUAUGCGAGCCCUCGGGAAAAAUUUAUAGUACUAGAGUAGUACUUACCCUUUCCUUUCAGAAUUUAACACAUCAUAAAAUAUGGCAAGCAAUGAAAGGAAAGAGUAUAGAAAAAGUUUCAGACCAGCUACAGUACUAGGAAAAUUUUUCGUCCUCAACCGACAUGAACCAACGACUAUUGUGUUAUUGAAUAUCAGAAAUAUGACAGACAAGGAAGGAGUACGAGGAAAUUUUUCGCCCUUGACCAACAUUGUUGUAUCAAUGAUGUGAGCCAAGUUGGUGUUUAAUGUUAUAAAUGCACGUACAUUAUCUUGUAGGUCAAUUAUUGAAGCAUGUUCGGAAGGUCAUUUCAAUGAAAUGAGGCUGUAUCAUUUGGCUUUCAAAAAUGGUGGUGGUUGUACAAAUUUUCUUAGGACUUGAGUCAAGGAUUUAGGUUGUAUAUAUUUGUCCAGCUUAAUGGAUGUUAGCUGGGUGAUUGUACUAAACUGUUUUGGGUCGAGUUAUAUUUGUUUACAUAAUUUAUUUUAGGAGUUAUUUAAAGUGUA